UGACGAUGAAAGAAGGUCGGAAAACAAUAUGGAAAACAUGGAUUUUGGAGUAUCGAACGAAAAUAUUGAUAAAGAUAUUAGUGAUGAGGAAGAUGAAUCUAAUUUGUCUGGGGAAGAAACGAAAAUGGAAGAAUUGAUAAUUACAGAUUCGGAUAAGGAAACAGAGAAAUCAGAUGAUAACAGCGACCACAAUAUGGAAAUAGAUAAUGUUUCUUCAAAUGAGAUGAAACAAGAAAAUCGAGCGCAAGGAGAAUCGAAAAAUUUUUCUGGAAAAAAAGGAGAGGAGAUCGAAGAGCCGGAACCAAUACCAUUACUGUCGCGUCCAAAUGUCGCUAAACAAUUUCGAGACUAUUAUAUGGCACAAAUGACAAAAGCUUUUGAAGAAGAUCUAGAUACAAUUCGAAAGGAAUCGAAACUUGAUUCAAAUAAGAUAGAAAUUCUGAAAGAUACAUUGGAAUCAGGAAUUUCCAUCUUUUCUGAAAUGGAGAAAGAAUUGGCUUUGGCAUCCCAAAAAUUUCGAUAG
Acaulospora morrowiae is the source of this 523-nucleotide messenger RNA. The record is from the annotation of a GenBank genome assembly. Lineage: Eukaryota; Fungi; Glomeromycota; Glomeromycetes; Diversisporales; Acaulosporaceae.